GCAGGGAGAAGUGGAGGGCGGGGUGGGGGUAUCCCACUCAUAGCAGGCCGCCAGUGGACCACCGGGGUCCAGAUAAAUGGGAGCGCAGAAACGGGACGCGGUGUUCAGUGUCGUUUGGACCGCUUCAAAUCAUCCUGUUCGCGAUGUCUACGCGGUGGUUUCUGCUCCUGUUCUGGGCGCUCUCGGCAGAGGCCGAUUUCUUCCAUUUCGAUAGCAUUAGCAACGUUUCUACUUAUUAUUUUAAUUACAUUUAUUGCAAUAUUUGGGAGGGGGAGUGUCAGCCCAAUCAGGAUGAUGCCACACAGCAAGUUCCUACCAGGGAUAUCUGGGCAGGUUUUCCUCAAGACUACAUGAGCCUGCUGCAUCACUGGUACUGUAGCCUGGGCCAGUGCUGUGAGUCCGGAGACUGCAGGAUAACCAACAACAUCACAGGUCUGGCAAGAGACCUUCAGACGAAGCUCCACGGGCAACAUCUGGCUCAGUCUGUGGUUCUGAAAGCCAUCCAGGGUUUUAUCAACAACCCCGAGUCCAACAAGCCUCUGACGCUCUCUUUCCAUGGCUGGUCUGGAACGGGCAAGAACUUUGUAGCCCGCAUCAUUGCUGAUAACUUGUACCGGGACGGGGUGAAGAGCGAGUGUGUCCGUUUGUUCAUCGCCCCGUUCCACUUCCCGCAUGCCAGGCUGGUGGACACGUACAAGGGCCAGCUGAGAGAAGCGAUCCGAGACAUGGUGCUGCGCUGCCCUCAGACUCUGUUCAUCUUUGACGAGGCUGAAAAGCUCCAUCCGGGCCUCAUCGAUGCCAUUAAGCCCUACAUGGAUCACUACGACAAUGUAGAUGGGGUCAGCUACCGCAGAGCCAUCUUCCUCUUCCUCAGUAACAUUGGUAGCACAACAAUCAACGAUGUAGCGCUGGACUUCUGGCACUCCGGCCAGAAUCGAGAGGACAUCGGUAUGGAAGACCUGGAGCAUCGGCUGCGAGCUGAAACAAUGGAGUCUCAAGGUGGAUUUGCUCAAAGUGAGCUGAUGUCUGGUCACCUCAUUGACUUCUUUGUCCCCUUCCUGCCCCUGGAGUACCGUCACGUUAAGCUCUGUGCACGGGACGCCUACACAGCGCGAGGUCUGGAAACAGAUGAAGCCACAUUGGAUGAGGUGGCCAAGGCAAUGCUGUAUGUCCCUAAAGAGGAGAGACUGUUUUCAGCCCAAGGAUGCAAGUCUAUACCUCAGAGGAUCAACUUCUUUCUUCCCUAGAAUGGGGAGGAGACAGAGAGAGACCUGGAGGAGGUGUAAGAUUGCUUUACCAGCCCAUCUGCGUACAGAGCCACAGAGAUGUGUCUUCUUUGCUCUGAAAAUACUCCCCCCCCCCCCCUCCCCCCCCACAGAUGCAACAUGUGUCUGUCCAGGUCCCCUCAGAGAAGGACAGACAUCAGGGCAGAUCCAGGAUUAGAGGGGAGAGCAGCGUGACCCAGCCUGCAGAGAUGAGCAGCGUCGCAGGAAGUGUGUUUAUGCCAUCAUGUGAAGUGUGGCUGCUCUUCUUCACCUGCCUGGUUUGAAUCCUGUCAAGACAAAGGAGUGAAUAAGAUGGUGGCUGUGCAGAGUAUCUCAUAGAUGAAUGCAUUUUUUCCUUCUCACUAUUUAUAUCUGUUCACUUUGGCCAAAGUCUGAGUUGCACUGUUGUUUGUGUUCAUAUGAGUUUGUAAUUCAUGUGUUAGCAUUUGCAUGUCAGACAUUGUGCUUAUAUCAGCACAGAUUAUUUAUUAAUAUCAUUUGUGCCAUAUUUAAAUAUUUUACUGGGCCACAUUAGGUUUGUGGAGUUCUUUAAACGCACACUUUUUUUGUAUUCAUUUUAACAUUAACAUACAAGGACCUGUGGUGAUGGAAAUGUUGCUUGAAGUUGUUCCUGUGAGGGACCAUGUGUCUGAACCAAUGAACCUCUGCGAAAGUCACCUUUUUAUGUACCUGUUUGAUAAUGACACAUUUCCAAAUGUGAUUUUGAAGUCAUUAUUUUAAUGGAUUUUAAAGUACUGUUACUUAAUAUACAGAUUGUUACAUAGUAGUGUGUUUUAUUCUUUGAUUGCUAUGCCUCACCUAUCAGCAACACAUUCACUCUCACGCAAAGCUGGGGGUCGCAUCACAAAAAGAAAACAAAGAGAAACUGUCAUGGUUGUCAUGGUUUAAACAAAUAAAC
Archocentrus centrarchus (flier cichlid) is the source of this 2184-nucleotide messenger RNA. RefSeq names its product torsin family 3, member A (gene tor3a). Bases 144 to 1247 code for a protein of 367 amino acids. Gene Ontology annotation, cellular component: endoplasmic reticulum lumen; nuclear envelope. NCBI's taxonomy places the organism in Eukaryota, Metazoa, Chordata, Actinopteri, Cichliformes, Cichlidae. The transcript is spliced from 6 exons. Gene Ontology annotation, molecular function: ATP hydrolysis activity; ATP binding. The record is from RefSeq and is a predicted model, not a curated record.